AUGUGUGUUGCUUCUGAUGCUAUGUGUCACUUCAACUAUGAGCAACGCUAUAUAUCCAAACUGGAUUACUGGAUUACUGAAUUUCUUUCGUUUUCAAGUUCAUCAUCAGCAGACGCUAUAACCAGCAAAUUGGAGAAGUAUAACUGGACUAAUCCUGCAAUGGCUAGACAGACCCUAAGCAUCGCAAAACACAGUGGCCAGUCUACAGGGGAUAUGGGGAAGGAAGAAAAAAAAACGCGAAACACAAUGAAAUUGUUUCUGAACAACUUGAAGGCUAAAAAAAACUAUAUCGAUUAUUUAUGCAAAGUUGCAAUCGAAGAAGGAAUAUAUAGCAAAAAAAACACUGAAAAGAUGAGAGAAAUGUAUUGGGAACAAACAAAAAUAAAAUUACUCCUACGCACAUGUGAUGUUAUUCGAUCCGGACUCCGAAAACCCGGCGAAGAUAGCAAAAUUAAAGGCUAUUUCGGACAAAUAUCUAGAAGACAAAAAACAAGAGCGGCUCAUAAAAUGGAGCUAUAUGGAUACUUUUUAUGAUUACUUUUCUGAGUAA
Caenorhabditis elegans is the source of this 550-nucleotide messenger RNA. Lineage: Eukaryota; Metazoa; Nematoda; Chromadorea; Rhabditida; Rhabditidae. The record is from the annotation of a RefSeq genome assembly.